AUGGCGACGUUCAGUUCCGCUUCGGCGAUCGUCGGGGGAACCGUGACCGGGCACUAUGUAUACCAAGUCGACUGCUAUUCGCGCAACAAGGAGCUUCCCAAUGGCAGGUGCGUCCAGUCCCCCACUUUCACGGUGGCCGGUUGUUCCCGGUGCAUCAAUCAGCUACUACCCCAAUGGGCUCGGUUCCUCUACGCCGACUACAUCUCAGUAUUCCUUAUCCUCGCGGACAGUAUCGCCGAACCUAUCAAGGUACGACCAAGGUACGGCUUCAGUGAUUUCAUCCUGAGGGAGUUCUUGGAGGCGUCGGAUCAUCUCGUCGACGACUACUUCAGGAUAAGCUGCGACGUCUCCAUUUUUUAUACGAUCUACAUAGAGGACAGGCCGGCGCCUCUGUCUGGCUUGCGACGUGAUCAUGGGGACCUCCUCGUUGCCAAAGAGGGAACCGACGUCACGAUCCGAGUCGGUGGUGAAGAGUUCAGUGCACACAGGUACAGCAUGCAGAGGCUGAAGCUGAUUUGGGAGGAGAAAUUGAGUAGAGAUAUAAACGAGGACACGGUUGCAAAAAUGUUGAGCUUGGCUGUACAGCACCAUUGCCAGAUGCUCAGAGAGGCUUGCAUUGAGUUCCUUCAAGAUUAUCCUGCACUGGAAGCCAUCAUGGUAGCUGACACUACCGGAAAUCGCUAG
This is a messenger RNA of Panicum virgatum (switchgrass), 684 nucleotides long. RefSeq names its product BTB/POZ and MATH domain-containing protein 2-like. Gene Ontology annotation, molecular function: protein binding. The coding region runs from base 1 to 684 and encodes 227 amino acids. Lineage: Eukaryota; Viridiplantae; Streptophyta; Magnoliopsida; Poales; Poaceae. Gene Ontology annotation, biological process: protein ubiquitination. The transcript is spliced from 3 exons. The record is from RefSeq and is a predicted model, not a curated record.